Cyphomyrmex costatus is the source of this 1179-nucleotide messenger RNA. RefSeq lists its product as uncharacterized. The transcript has a single exon. Bases 1 to 1179 code for a protein of 392 amino acids. NCBI's taxonomy places the organism in Eukaryota, Metazoa, Arthropoda, Insecta, Hymenoptera, Formicidae. The record is from RefSeq and is a predicted model, not a curated record.
AUGAUGCCGAAGAUUAUCGAGAAUCUUGGACCUAACAUUCACAAAGCUCAAUACGAGUUACUAGAAUCUACUGGUAAUUUUAUUAUAUCCAGCAUUUAUUGUGUACGUCUACAAUUUGAGAAUAAAACAAAUAGAAAGAACGAGGAAUUGUCUAUAAUACUGAAAAGACCCGUUUUAUCGGCCAGAUUUAAUCAAAUAGCUCGUACUGAUCUUCAAUUUCGCAACGAGAUUCUGUUCUAUCAAAUGUACAGCCAACCGGGCGAGAAUUACGCGAGAUGCUUAUACUUUGAAGAACGACCGCCCAUCGACUCUAUAAUCGCUUUAGAAAACAUCAAUGAACGAGGAUAUUAUCCUUGUCCAUAUAAAUACAAUCCCCCAGUGGAAUACACUUUUGCGGCGAUGCGUGAACUGGGACGAUUUCAUGGUAAAGGAUAUGUCAUGAAGGAAAUGCAACGGGAAAAAUUCUUUGAUAUCGUAGCACAAAUUCAAGAAGUUAGAUUUACAAACGAAACGGAGAAUCUUUACAAGAUUGGUUGCAACAUGAAGACAUCACGAGUGGUCGAAUAUCUUCGCAGCCAGGAUCAUGAUGCAGUUUUCUGUGAUAAGAUGGAAGUCUUACUUUCGAACGUGUUUGAAGUAAUGAUAAAAACGGCACAGCCCCAAGAACCUUUAGCCACGUUGUGUCACGGUGAUUUUACGUUGAGCAAUAUUCUCUUCAAGACAGAAGACAAUGAUGAACAGCUGCCUCUCCCAGUAUUAAUUGAUUUCGCGCUUAUUAGAUACUCGACGCCCGUUAUUGAUCUCUCCACAUAUCUUCAUCUAUGUUGCUCAAAUGAAAUGAGGAAUGAAAAAUUUUUCGAGUUCAUGCAGGCCUACCAUGACUCGCUUAUAAAAUAUCUAUUGGACGCUGGCAUACAGGAUAUUGAAAAAUACUCGUACAACGCUUUGUUGGUCGAUUUUAAAAGAGGUGCUCUCUUUGGUUUCGCUCUUACGUGUGCCUUUGUACCAAUAUUACUGGGAUAUAUUAGUCCAGAUGUACUAGUGCAAGAAAUAAUAGAUUUGGGUCCUUUGGAAGCUAUGAAGAAACAAAGAUACGCCGGCGGAGACGAAGUAUCUAAAUUACUAGCUGAUUCCUUGCUGUAUAUGAGAGAUUUUGGCUGUCUGAAUCAUAUUUUAUAA